UCCAGACCUGAAAAAAAAAAAAAACUUUAAAAUGGAAGGUUGAGAAGAAGGUAGUGUAUCUCUACCCUGAGCAGUUAGUAGUGGGAUCGAACCGCCAAAAGCAAAAGCCCUAGCCUCCUUUAACGAGCCAGAGCGAGGGAGCGAAUCGCUCUAUUCUCGCUCUGGCUGUUCAAUUCAUCAACAAUUGCCAAGUUCAUGGUUCCAUGUCAUGUCGAAAAGGAUUCUUUGCAAGUUCUUUGUAAAUGGUACAUGUCUGAAAGGAGAGUACUGUGAGUUCUCGCAUCAUUGGAAAGAUCCUCCAAAUAAUGUAUGCACAUACUACCAAAAAGGAUUAUGUGCCUAUGGUAGCAGGUGUAGAUACAAACAUGUUAAAGUUUCUGAACAACCCUCACUUCCAUCUUCGUCAGCUCCAGCUCAACAUCUGCUCUCAGCUUCUCCUCCCACCACUCUCUCUCCUGGAAUGCUAGCAAAUGGUGCAGGACUUCUGUCAGGCAUUUCUUCAGCAUCAGGCCGACCUUUUUACCCUCCCAACCAGCCUGUAUGGAGUGAAAAUUCAGAGCAUCAUGAUGCGGCAGUUAUUGAUAAUAUUGUCGAGUUAAAGAGAAUGAAUCCAGCUGAUCGAUCAAUUUGUUCUUUUGCUGCUGCUGGUAAAUGUCCACGGGGAGAAAACUGUCCUUAUAUUCAUGGAGAUUUAUGUCCAAUAUGUGCGAAGAAUUGUUUGCAUCCCUUUCGGCCUCUGGAAAGAGAGGAGCAUAUAAAAAUAUGUGAGAAGAAGCAAAAGCGCCUUGAGUUACUGAAGCAUAGUCAAGAAAUAGAGUGCAGUGUAUGUCUUGAACGUGUACUCUCUAAGACAACUGCAGCAGAGCGGAAGUUCGGGAUCCUUUUUGAGUGUGAUCAUCCAUUUUGUAUAUCAUGUAUAAGGAAUUGGCGCAAUGGUACUCCUUCCUCUGGGGUUGAUAUCAACUCGACAUUUAGGACCUGCCCUGUAUGCCGGAAGCUUUCAUAUUUUGUCAUUCCAAGUGUCAUUUGGUUCUCCACAAAAGAAGAAAAGCAAAUUAUCCUUGAUAGCUACAAAGCCAAACUGAGGUCUAUUGAUUGCAAGCAUUAUGACUUUGGCAAUGGGACUUGCCCAUUUGGAAAUAGUUGUUUCUACAAGCAUCAAUACCGUGAUGGCCGUCUGGAGGAAGUGGUACCGCGUCAUCUUGGUCAUGAAAAUGGAAGCACAGUGAUUGCUAAAAAUAUUAGGCUCUCAGACUUACUUGGCAAUUUGAGAAGAAGGUGAGCUGUGAAUAUGCUUAUAGUGAUUUCAGGGGUUGAAGUCGGAAACAACUUACAUUUCUUCUAAGUGGUUACAAGAUUUAUUGAAUUAUGUGAGUACUGGUGAAUUAUGCGUUGGGAGUUGAGGUGCAGACAUGGCAUUCCAGACACAAGGGACUUGCUUGUAUAAUCAUGGAUACAUGUGUAUGGAAC
Molecule: messenger RNA, 1470 nt
Organism: Solanum verrucosum
Lineage: Eukaryota; Viridiplantae; Streptophyta; Magnoliopsida; Solanales; Solanaceae
Product: E3 ubiquitin-protein ligase makorin-like
Exons: 8
Coding region: 209-1282 (357 amino acids)
Biological process (GO): protein polyubiquitination
Molecular function (GO): metal ion binding; ubiquitin protein ligase activity
Source: RefSeq, a predicted model, not a curated record